AUGGCGUCAGCCUUCCCCUCACUCAAACACCUAGGCUCCCUGCCCUACACCACCCCCGCAAGCCGCCUCCGCACCCUCGACAUCUGGCUUCCCACGCCCAGCCCAACCGCACCCUCACCCUCUCUCUGGCUCAUCUACCUGCACGGCGGCGCCUGGCACGACCCGCUCCAAGACUCGACCUGCAUCAACCCUCUCCUCUCACACCUCAGCAGCACCCACUCCACCACACUCGCCUCCCUCGCCGGCAUCGCCAGCCUCAACUACCGCCUCUCGCCGUACCCCGCGCACCCCACGCACCCCAGCACGCCCUCUGACGCCGACCGCACCGCCAAACACCCCACGCACGUCCGCGACGUCGCCGCCGCGCUGCGCUUCCUGCAGCAACACCAUGGCAUGAAGCGCUGGCUCGGCGUCGGCCACUCGUGCGGCGCAACCAUGCUCGCACAGCUCGUUGCAGGCAUCGGCGCCGCAGACGACGAGGACCCCGAUGCGGCGGCGCCGCCCACCGGCCCAGAAGCCCUGGUGCUGCUCGAGGGAAUAUACAACAUUCCGCUGCUGCUGCGCAACCACGCCCCGCCCGCGUGUCCGCAGCAUAUUUCAGACAUCUACCGCGCUUUCGUCGGUCAUGCCUUUGGCCCAGACGCAGACGACAAGGCGCUGCUGGCCGCGUCGCCUGUAUCGGGGAAAUAUAAUGCCGAGCAGUGGCCAGACGGUAGGUUGCUGCUUAUUUGCCAUAGCUAUGAGGAUGAGCUUGUGGAGCGCGCCCAGCGCGAUGUCAUGUGUGUGGCGCUGGAUCGGCAGGGCUGGAGUAUUGUCAUGGAGGCUGGGGAUGAGGAGGAUGAGGUGAGGGCUGAAGGGAGGAGAGUGCUUAAUGUGAGGGAUCUAAAGGGCGGGCAUGAUGAGAUUUGGGAGGAUGGGAGACAGAUUGCUACACUGGUUGCCGAGGUGGUCCAACGGUUGGGCGGGAAGUAG
Bipolaris maydis ATCC 48331 is the source of this 972-nucleotide messenger RNA. NCBI's taxonomy places the organism in Eukaryota, Fungi, Ascomycota, Dothideomycetes, Pleosporales, Pleosporaceae. The record is from RefSeq and is a predicted model, not a curated record.